Molecule: messenger RNA, 3012 nt
Organism: Manihot esculenta (cassava)
Lineage: Eukaryota; Viridiplantae; Streptophyta; Magnoliopsida; Malpighiales; Euphorbiaceae
Product: protein tesmin/TSO1-like CXC 5
Exons: 9
Coding region: 456-2312 (618 amino acids)
Biological process (GO): regulation of DNA-templated transcription
Cellular component (GO): nucleus
Source: RefSeq, a predicted model, not a curated record
UUGAGAGAGGGAGGAGAGACGAAGAAGAACGAAACCAAAGCGGAGUCACCUCCCACCCCUCAUCACCUCCUUUACGCCAUAGUCCCUCUUCCCUUUCUUUCCCAGUUAAGCCGCUGUUUCCUUCUCUAUUAUUUCUUUCUGUUUAGGGAUUAAAGUGGUCUGAGAAAAGAAUGGAUCUUUUUAAUUCUUUUUGUGGGAAAUGACUCUUGGCUUAACUUAGGUGUGCAGUUUUCAGCUGAUUAGUCUUGCAUUUUCUUUUGUGUAAUUACGUGUUUGGGAUUUUAUAUUGAGGUUUUGGAUCUGAAAGUUGGAGAAUUUCAGUGGAUUUUUCAAAUUUGUAGGAUUCUUUGUUUGCGGGGGGUGUUCAGUGGAUUAAUUUUGCUUCUGGUUUUUUCUGUUCAACGAAGAAAUUGGAAAUUUGGUGGAAGUUUUAGAUAUUUGGGAAUCUGAAUUUGAUGGGUGAAGGUGAGGGAAACGAAUUCCCUCCAAAAAAGGCGGCGCAAUCGGACAAGCAGGGGAGCUCGGAUUUCCCUGCGAAGAAGCUAGCGAGGCAGCUGGAUUUCACGCAGGGGAAUGUUGUCCUCCCAGACCACCCUCAAUCGCAGCAGCAGCAGCAGCAGCCUGCUACGCUGCCACUGUCACAGAAGCCGGUUAUCGUCACUCCGCAGAGCCAACUGCAGCAGCAGCCGCAGGUGGUAGCGAUGCCAGCAGCGCCGCCGCCACAGCAGCAUCCGCCUGCCAAGAUUGUGAAGCCAGAAUCCCCAAAAUCAAAACCAAGACCAAACGCUGAAUUGAAAGACAGUACUCCAAAGAGACAAAAACAGUGCAACUGUAAACACUCACGGUGCUUGAAGCUGUACUGUGAAUGCUUUGCAUCUGGAACAUAUUGUGAUGGGUGCAAUUGUGCAAAUUGCUAUAACAAUGUUGAAAAUGAAGGUGCUAGGCGAGAAGCUGUUGAGGCCACUUUGGAGCGCAAUCCAAAUGCAUUCAGGCCGAAAAUUGCUAGCAGUCCUCAUGGAGCACGAGAUAGUCGGGAGGAGAAUUUGGAAGGAUUACUGUUGGGAAAGCACAAUAAGGGAUGUCACUGCAAGAAAUCUGGAUGCCUUAAGAAGUACUGUGAAUGUUUCCAAGCCAACAUUCUUUGUUCUGAAAAUUGCAAAUGCAUGGACUGUAAGAAUUUUGAAGGAAGUGAAGAGAGGCAAGCUCUCUUUCAUGGAGACCACACCAACAAUAUAGCAUACAUUCAACAGGCUGCUAAUGCUGCAAUAACUGGGGCUAUUGGAUCUUCUGGCUAUGCAUCACCUCCAAUAUCCAAGAAGCGAAAAGUUCAGGAACUUUUAUUUGGGCCAACAGCCAAGGAUCCAUCCUUUCACAGGCUUGGACAUUUUCAUCAGGCAGUUAAUACCAGGCCUUCUGCACCUUCCUGUUCCUUGGGCACCAAUCCAGUUGCUCGUGCCACUAGUACCGCAACUUUGGGCCCUUCAAAAUUCACGUACAGGUCACUCUUAGCAGACAUUAUCCAACCACAGGAUUUAAAAGAACUUUGCUCAGUGUUGGUGGUUGUGUCAAGUGAAGCUGGAAAGACACUUGCAGAAAUCAUACUCUUUUAUGCAGAACAAGAAAUUCUUGAGGAAGAUAUUCAUGACCAAAGAAAUGCAACAGAAAAGCGGGUAGAGGAUCAGACAGAAGCUUCCCUUGCCUCAUCAACUCAAAAAAGUUUGCAGAGCCAGGAGGCUAAUGUAGAUAAAAUUAUUGCCUAUGAUUGUUGCAGUGCUAACCAGGUUGAUAAAGUUGGACCUGAGGAUUCUAGCUCAGAUGGUGCUGACAUGCCAAAAGGACGGCCAAUGUCUCCCGGAACUCUGGCAUUGAUGUGUGAUGAGCAAGAUACAAUGUUUAUGGCAGCUGCUUCUCCCAAUGUGUUAACGGGCCAUGGAUGCAGUGGUACCUCACAGUUGCCCUGUGGACAGGGCAUGACUGAGAUUUAUGCAGAGCAGGAAAGAAUUGUCUUGACAAAGUUCCGGGAUUGCCUUAAUAGGCUCAUAACAUAUGGAGAAAUCAAAGAAACAAAGUGUUCAUUAUUGGCGAGGACUGAACUGGGGAAUCAAAAAGAUCAAUCAAGCAAUGGCACAAUGAAUGCCAGAGCUGAAUUGGCAAAUCAACAGGGACAUUACAGCAAUGGUAUUACAAAUCAUAUCAUUCUACCUACAUCCAGGACAUCACAGAUGGUAACUUCUAUGGUUGCCACCUCCAGUAAUGAUCUUCCAAGAGUUUCAGCCCUUCCACAACAUGGGGAUAACAAACCAAUAACUUGAGAUUGUAAAAGAGAUUUUAGCUCUAAAAGCCGGUUCAAGGGAUGCUUCUGCAUUUGGUCGAACUAGAUCAAUGUUUAUCCUUGAUGCAAUCUUAAGGGUGGCAUUGAGCCCCAUUGUGGAACUGACCCACAUGUCGUGAGAAUAUCUGCAUGUCAGUCUUUCUGCUUCAGCCACAAUUUGAGACCCUACUGGUGAAUUGCAGAGCCUUACAACAGCACAGAAUAUCAUUAAUGUUAUAACAUGGCGUUGGCAAUGACCAUCAUAGAUUGUAUCUUUAGAUACUAGGAAUUUUUGUUGUUCUACUUCCACUGUUAAAAACAAAGAGCAAAUUUGUGAUUUUUCAUCGAAUGCAAACCCAAGAGUUGAUCCAUGUUCCUCAUGACAUCCCCAGAAGCUACUCAUUACAUCCCCAGAAUACUCUCCUCUGCAGACCUGAUACCACAUGCACUGCUUGGGCUUUUCUAGCAGAAUUCUCCUGAGAAGAGCUGCACAUUGCUCUGUUUUUAAAUGUAUAUACUUGUAGAAGGGAGAAUUUUUAUGCUCCUAGUGGGAGAACAUUUUAUGGCUGCAGGUAUAUCCUGUUUGAAAAUUUGAAUUUCAGUGCUAUUUCAGCUGACUGUUGGAUGCUGUGGAGAAUGAAAUGUAAGAGCUCACUGAAAUUUUAUAAAAUAAUCCUUGCAUGAAAUUUUAUAUUUUAAUC